CAAAACGUCAGAAAGCGAAGAAAAAGUGCAGAAAGAAAGUUGGCAAAAACUCAUACAGUGUUGAAGAAGAGAAAGUGGAAAAAAGCAAAAGUACCAGUAAAUUUCCGAGAACCAUUGUUUUCCUGCUAGUUAACCAUAUACACAAAACAAAACCAACCAAUUGUAUCCGCUUUAGUUUGCGACGAAGGACAAGAAUUCAGAAUUACUGUUAGUCGGGAGUUCAAAUUGUUACCAGUGGCUACAGUGGACUGUCGUUGCCUUGAACUGCUUCGCGUUCCACCAUUUGUUUUGUCUGUCAAAAAUUGGUACAUAAUUUGUAUAGUCAUAGUGGUCGUCGUCGUCGUGUGCGGAAGAAAAAAGGGCAGCGAAGGGUGUUGGUUAGAUAAGGAACCUUCUGCGGCAGAAUCCAGGAACAACUUUCGCCUCGGGGAGGUCAUGCGGUUGUUUUGUUGAGCUGUAGAAGUGCUGAUUUGGCUGUUAGUCGCACGUUAAGCAGAGCAUAGCUGAUUUUUUCUGAGACGCAGCUCUUCCAACCGAAAAGCUUUCGCGCUGGGUGAGCUAAAUCUAGGUCAGGUAUUGCCGAUUUUGUUAGCACUUUUGGCCAACUUGGAGGAAGCUAGCAGAAUUUGGGCGAAAAUUCGCAAGAAGAUGGACGGUAGUAGUAUUGGGGGUGGUGUUACUGCAGUGGCAGGCGGAAGUGGCAACGGAAAUGGUUCCGAUGGGGCUUCCGGGAGUGGCGGAGCACGCAGCUUGCGUGAUAGUGAGGACAGCGGCGAUGAAAAUGCUUUAGAGCGUUUCAACGGGCGACAAUCGCGGCUGGACUUGCAGCGAAAUGCGUGUGCUCCUAGCGGGAGUGGUCGUAAAAAGUCUUGGUCUGAGCUGAAAUCGAUAGUUAACGAUACUAGACGCCAGAUGUCUUCAUUGGCUAGUAUGUUUCCGAUGAGUGUAAAUUUUCGUACCCUGUCGGAUGGUAGAACACGGGUUUAUUUCCUGAGUUCUCCCCCGUCGAACGGAUGGGAUACGGUGCUUUUUUACACAGAUGUGCCCGCAAGUGAAACGGACAGUUGCGCUCCUAUGCGUCUAGAAUGGCAUCCUGUGCUGGAGCCGAUUGUGUCACCCUUAUCAACGAAUAAUUCCCGAGAGGUUCAGUUACUUUUGGAAAGGAAACGGCUUUCCAUCUGGGGUAUCACUUCAUACGAGCUGCACAAGGCGAGUGGCAAAAUAGUCUUCCCAGCGUGCAAUACGCUAUACCAGUGUUUGGAUACGGGUUAUGGUGAAGGGACAUUAUUCCCUUCGGAACUUCGCAUUUUUCAACGCUCAGCAGCAAUAGAUCCGCAGAUUUGCCCUCAGAAUUCGGAUUUGGUGGCGUAUGUAUGUAAUGGGGAUAUCUGGGUCGUUCACACGGUUAGUGCUCAUAGCGAGCGGCUCACAUUCGCCCAUGAUGGACGCAGAUCGUUUGCUGAGGACCCCCUCACUGCAGGAGUGCCGUCGUAUGUGAUGCAGGAGGAGUUCAGUCGUUAUCAGGGCUUCUGGUGGCAACCCAGCAGCGAUGACGAGAUCUAUCGGAUAGUUUACGAGGAAGUUGAUGAGAGCGACGUUAGCCUGUACACUUUUCCGUCGUCCCAAUCGGUGGGAGGAGAUUACGAGGAGUAUCGCUUUCCGCGAGCCGGAACACCUAACGCAAAAUCGAAACUUAAACUGGUGCAAUUCCGUCUGUCGGAGUCGUUACGAAUCACCGAUGCCUGCAUUAAAGAGCUGCAAUGUCCACUAAACUAUGCCUUCCCGUGGUUGGAGUAUGUGGUUAGAAUUGGAUGGACCCCAGAUUCGAAUUAUGUUUGGGCUCAGCUUGUCGACAGAGUGCAGCAACGGUUGGAUCUGGUGCUGAUUCCGUUGGAUAACUUUUGUGAGCUGUACAGUAGCUCAUCACCAUCUCCAUCAGUGGGCGGUGUCACGACUGUCGGAGAUUCAAAACCAUCUUCAUCCUCCUUCGUUCUAGGGUCUUCCACCAACGAUUACUGGAAGUCACCAUUGGCUCGAUUGACACGCCCCAUGCAGGUGCUAUACUCAGAAACCUCGAACAAUUGGGUGAACGUACAUGACGUGCUGCACUUUCUCGAAAUCACUGACGAUCGGGUUGUGUUCCUGUGGGCGUCGGAAGAAACCGACUAUCGGCAUCUGUACUUGGUAACAUCUAGUCUUGCCACUCAUGGCAUCAGCAUCAACACCACCACUAACGUCAGCAGCAAUGGUUGCAAUAGUAGAAAUAAUCACAACAUCGACAAUAGCAGUCAUAACCACUGCCAUCAUCACAACGAUAGUUCCCCGCAGGCAGAGGGAACUGAUAACAAUCAUCACCACCAUCAAUAUCAUCAACAGCAGCAGCAGCAGCAUCAACAUCAUGCGGCUAGUCGAAGUACUUCCACUCCAACGACGACCGUGUACUUUGACGGGUGCGGAACACUGGAACCUCGCGUUGUGAGUAAGGUAGCAUUAACAUCCGGGGACUGGGAGGUGCUCGGUCGCAACGUGUGGGUAGAUAAGCGAAACCAGCUGGUAUAUUUCAUGGGCCUUCGCCAGACUCCGCUAGAGAAACACCUGUACGUGGUCAGUUUGCUGAAACCAAACUGGCUCCGGUUGCUCACCGUCCCCGGAUACUCGUUCACCGUGGACUUUAACGAUGAUUGUACAAUGUUCCUACAGACGUACUGCAACAUCCAAACACUGCCUUCGUGGGAACUGGUCCAUGUCAAGCAAACUUGCCCAAGCGGAAACGUCGCCGGCCUGGAACUGAUCUCGAUGGGAUACCUGUUCGAGGGUGGCCCCUCGGAAAAUACUCAAUUCAACCCGACCAUUUAUAGUCCCCGGUUGGCGUCCGGGGAAGCCAUCUACGCAAUGGUAUUUAAACCGCACAAUUUCACGCUCGGUGUCAAAUAUCCAACGGUGCUGAACGUUUACGGUGGACCGGAGGUGCAAACUGUGAGCAAUACAUUCAAGGGCAUGAGACAACUACGGAUGCACAUGCUGGCCGCGCAAGGUUAUUGCGUAGUUUGCGUUGAUUCACGAGGAUCGCGCCAUCGUGGGGUUCAAUUCGAAAGUCACAUUCGCUGUCGGAUGGGAACAGUCGAACUGGCUGACCAGGUGGAAGUGCUGAAAUUAUUAGCCGAUCAGUUGGGUUACAUCGACAUGGAUCGCGUAGCGAUUCAUGGUUGGUCUUACGGAGGAUAUCUGAGUCUCAUGGGUUUGGUGCAGUACCCGGAAAUAUUCAAACUGUCCAUUGCGGGCGCACCAGUUACAAGCUGGGAGUAUUACGAUACGGGUUACACUGAGCGGUACAUGGAUCUUCCUGACAAUAAUCGAUCCGGCUAUACGGCUGGUUCGGUUCUAAGCUAUAUCCAUAAAUUUCCCGACGAGGACAACCGCCUGCUAAUCAUCCACGGUCUUAUCGAUGAGAACGUCCACUUCUUCCACACAUCACAGCUGGUGAAUGGUCUGAUCAAAGCAAACAAACCGUACCAGCUGCAGGUCUACCCGAACGAACGCCACUCGCUGCGCAACCUGGAAGCGAGUAAACACUACGAAACGAAACUGCUUUCCUUCCUGCAGAACCAUCUGUGAGACCGCUUCCGCUUGUUUCCUCCCCCUCCCUCAUUUCUCCUUUGCUCAAAUCUCAUGCUUCGCUCUUGUCCUUAUAUAAUCCGUUUCCUAGUUGUCUCCCUGCUGGGAAAGAAAACGCUUGUGUCAUCAUAGCAUAGGUAGAAGUUCGCGCUUGCGUAAACUGUUGAUUAAAACAAAAAAAAAAAAACACACGUACACAUCGCCCCCGGCGAUUACCGGUAAGCAACCUGUUGUUCUGUUUUAUGCUCCCGUUCCGAUCCGGUAUAGAUCGGUUGAAAGGAAAAACUUGCACACCCUCCGCAGUGAGUGUCCCGGAAAAGAAAAACAACACGCAGUCACUAGGUUUAGCUACAGUUAUGCGUUUGAUCUUUUACCGCUAGGAGUUUGUUCAUUUUCAGACUGUUUUUCUCUGUUGCGUUAUUAGAAGAAAGAGAAUACCAAUUAUGUAGUUGCUUUUCUUAGUUGCAAGCAAAGCGUAGUGCAGCAAUAACUGAGAGGCCAAAAACCAAUCGUGUGACCCCAUAGUAAUGCUUGUAUACUCCUCUGCCCAAUUGUGAAUUGUAUAACAUCACACUUAUAGACUGUUAGUGACCGCAUCCCUAGUGGGUGCGUGUAUUGAAUAAGAUGAAUAUAGCUAUUUUAACGAGUUUUUUGUUUACACUAGCAGCAAUGGAUUGUUUGUUUGUUCUUUUUAUUGACGAUUUUAAAUUUUUACGUUAGUUGAAAGUCAAUCAGAACCGAGGUGAUAAAUGUUUGUCGUUUGAUAAUUUUCGUACUGAUAUAAUAUAUUUUUCUAUCGAUGAAACGACAAAGUGUUUGUAGGAGAUGAAAAACAAAAAAAAACUGGUAGCAGAAAAGAGAGCCUUACCCAGGUUGGUGCAAGAUUGAAACCUUUCUGCCGAGAUCGAUAGAGCAAAAUAAUAUAUAUAUUUAUUGUAUGCACAAAACUGUCUUCGCUGCGAAUGAUCGAAUUGUUUCUCUUCAUGCCGAACGAAUUUAACUUUUUUUUUGUAUUCUAGUAUGCUAUCAGAAUCGUUAUUAUUUCUUAUCGAAUGAUUUUUUUUGUCUGUACACACAAGUACUGAAAACGAUUAAAAAUGGUAAUUGCAAUUGAUUCACUUCUCGACAUGUAUUUCGUAUGGAAAUCAUAAGUUUCACUAGAUGGUAAGGAAUUGAAGCACCUAAUCCCGCUGAAGUGACCCGGCGUUUGUUUCUGACGUUGAGUUACCUAUACCAAACUGAGCAAAGGUGAAUGCCGCUUACUGGCCCAGACAAUGAACGGUCAAAAUCGUCUUAUUCAGUAUUCAAGUAAAAAGAUGUAUGAUUUUUUUACUUACAAUACAACACCGAAAACCCCAACAUUAAACGGUUUAAUGCUCAUGAAACAGAAAUAAUCGGGCAAAUCCUGAUUAGAGAAACGGGAAUUUCCCUAUACAUAUUCCUAUUUCAAACACAUUCACACCCUUUACAUUUUGUAGUAACAACAAAAUUGCUUCGAUCUUUCUGGCAUCGCUGUUAUGUUAUGGGGAUGUUUUUUUUCAUAGCAAGCGCUGGCAUUGUGGUGAUUUUUUCACAAUUUCCGUUUCGUAUUUGACUUUAGCUGGCGUUACCUUACAGUAUACUGAAAAAAAAAAAAAAUCAAUUGAAGCUGAAUAUUUCCGAAAAAAGCAAGCAGCUAUUUCAAGUUUCAAAAAUUUCGCAAAUCUGAAUGUGUAUAGCGAAGUAAUAACAGUGCCUCGAAACCUUUGAACGUAGAAAUGUAUUCCACGGGGUCGUCUGAGUGGACGAGCUCUAGGCAUGGUGUUGAAAAAACCGGUAACAAUUUCCGUUCGAAUUCAGUCUGCUACAACGGAUGCAGGAUGUGAACAUAUUCCAUCCGAGGUUUACGUGGAUUAGGAGGUGUAUGACCAGCAAAAGUACGACAUUGACGACUCAGAUUUUUCUCUCGAAGCGAACGAUAACACGAAUGAAGACCUGUACGUUAUGAGUGAUACAUCCGUUCUGACCAAACCCGUUGGCACACGUUUGUCCUACCUGUGAGAACACCUCAAAGUUUGCUUCCUUCGGCUAACCGGAACUUUUGCUCGUCUGAUGAACAGUUGCUGCGAACCUGAGACUGCGAACGAUUCUUCAUCACAGCAACCGUUGACAUAACAUUUUUUUCACAAAUUUUAAGAUGUGAAGAAUCACCUAGAAAAAUCUAUUGUUCCGGAGAUGUGACUGAUGCAGCUUUGGACAGAUAAAAUUAGCCUUCAAUACCUUCACCGGGUUCCUACAUGACGACAUGAUAAAUGGCUGCUAUCUGUGCUACUUCCAUGUUCGGAGAAAUUCUCAAAGGUGCGAAUCCAGAGAUCUCAACAAUUUCCCUGAACACGGCGUCGUACUGCUUCAAAUUGUUACGAAGAAUCUUAUCUUGUGAGACAAAUCCAACUACUGGCAUGACAAGAAUAAUUGGAGUAUCUUAGC
Molecule: messenger RNA, 6081 nt
Organism: Wyeomyia smithii (pitcher-plant mosquito)
Lineage: Eukaryota; Metazoa; Arthropoda; Insecta; Diptera; Culicidae
Product: dipeptidyl peptidase 9
Exons: 8
Coding region: 649-3615 (988 amino acids)
Biological process (GO): proteolysis
Molecular function (GO): dipeptidyl-peptidase activity; serine-type peptidase activity
Source: RefSeq, a predicted model, not a curated record